Messenger RNA from Truncatella angustata, 2250 nucleotides. RefSeq lists its product as uncharacterized. The record is from RefSeq and is a predicted model, not a curated record. The transcript has a single exon. NCBI's taxonomy places the organism in Eukaryota, Fungi, Ascomycota, Sordariomycetes, Amphisphaeriales, Sporocadaceae. Gene Ontology annotation, molecular function: protein binding. The coding region runs from base 488 to 1963 and encodes 491 amino acids.
UGGGCCCUGCCACCGAGUUCCGAAUACGCUAUUUUAGCCCGGAAUAGCGUGAUUCCAUACGUGCAAGUGUCAAGGUGAGGGCUGUCGCAGGAAGUUAUGAGAUAUAGAUUCAAUCAUGGUACGCAUUCUUAUCAGGCAGCAGCAGAAUAUCGAUUCGCAUCUGCUGAUCUUCGACGGGAGAAUGUUUUUAAACCUACUGACAACGAAGUUCUGACUACCAUUAUCAUUUCCACAGUUCUGAGACCUUGACCGGAGCAUUGACGUAAGUUCAAUAGGCCUACACUUCCCGUGCUUCAGGGGGUUGCCUUGAGCAGUGCCUGACCGCCCUAGCUGGACUCGACCACCUGCUGUGCAACACGUUGAUUUUGAACCUCGGAGAGUGUCUCGCGACAGUCUACAUCUCAUUUGACUACUAUACUGAACGUGCGGUCAGACUUCAAGCUUUCAGCUCUGGGUAGUUUUGCUGUCUGAGUUGACGGUGGCUUCAAUGCCUUUCCUAAUGGCACCGAGCCGCACUCUUGCUGACCUCUACGCAAGCUUGAACAAGGUCAACGAAGAAUUAAGGACGUCGCGGCAAGCACUCCCCUUGGCCACGUCCAAAUUGGCCAAUGGCUCAUUCGCUGCUGGUAACUCUGGAAAGCCCAGUCGAGAUGCAGCAUUGCAAAGGCGCGCUCUGGAGGCGAAACAAAGCUCGUUGAGGGCGACCAUACGUGCAGAGUCUAAUCACGGGAUCCGGCCACUUGACAUACGAGACCUCCCCGACGAAAUCUUGUGUCAAGUGUUCACGCAUGUGCGAGGCGCUCCGUACGUGGAAGAGGCCGACGGCCUCGAAUGCCUGCGUUACACUGCCAAGGAUAUCAAGAACGUGCGGCUUGUUUGUCGGUGGUUCUGUGAUGUCAGCUCUGACAUGCUUCUCAGUUUUCUCGAAAUUGAUAUAACCCCAGAGUCAAUUUUGCGCGUUCAAGAGAUUUCCCAGCAUCCCAUCAUUCGCAAGGGCGUCCAUGCUGUUAAGAUUCGAAUGCAAGUUUAUAGUCAGUUCCUGGCUGAAAGCCUGGCAACUUUUGGCGCAUAUCACAUUGGUCAGCUGCGCAAAGAGAUUCGAAGACUGGAGGGCCUUCGGGAAUGGAGCAACAUUGAAAAGGACAUUAAGAAGGCAAACCUCAUAAUUGCUGCAUGGGCCGCUCUUUUCCAGGAUGCGUCAGAUCCGUUCUAUACGCAAGACGAGAGAUAUCUACCUUAUCAAGUUCUCUUCAAAGAAGCGCAUGAAGAAUAUGUGGGUCGGGGAAAGUCACAAAGAGACAUUAUGAAGAACGGUGCAUUUCUGAGAGCUGUACGUGCAGCUAUCGACACUAUGCCCCGUAUCAUGGGCUUACAUAUUUGCGGCGGUAGUUGGUUUGACAAUGUACGCAUCAAUUUUGGCAUCUUGAAGAGUGAUGAUAUUCUUCGGCAGGCUCUCUUGCUUCCCAUGGCUUUCCAGGAAACAGAGAGAAUUGACGUCAAGGAACAUCGAUUAUUACUAGAGAUGAUCACCAAAUUACCUUGUGGCAUCCGCACUGAAGCCAAACCUGGCAGGAAUGGUACAAAAGGACAUGAGCCACUGUGUUAUGCUCUUCAAUUGGGAAGACUAACCAUCAGCAAUAUUCGUGUCACACAACCCUGGCUAGAGUAUCUUUGCGACAGUGUACAUGGCUCAGCAGUACAAAUUACACUCAAGGACCUGAAUCUCUGUUCUGGCACAUGGGCGAGCGUGCUAAAUUAUAUGCGCCAAAACCAUAACGCCAAUGAAUGGUUCUUAACCAACCCGGCUGGUGCGGAAUGCGAUGAAUUCCCGAGCGAAGAGAAGAGACGGAUAUUCGGGAACCCAAGAUCCAGAUCAACGGACAGUCUUAGCCUAGCAGAACGAUACAUCGCUCGCUACCCAGAUUCUACAAACCCUUUGGCAAUUGCCGAGGAUGUUGAAUAAUGAAUAUAUGGGUAGGGCGCAGUAACCACAGGUUGGUCGCACGGCCUGCUCAGGAGUACGCGACAAGGGAAAAUGCUGUAACGUAUUGGACCCAUGCCUUUAAAGCUACGCUGGCUACGCGAUCCUUCAUGACAUAUGGUCUGCAUCGAUUACCGAUUGGUGUCGGCUCGUUUCACUGCCAAUUACUCCAACGAAUCUUGUCUGGGACAUCAAAACGCCCUUCCACCUAGAUUUUGCAGGCUUACCUUGGGAACGAACGGAACGUUAUGCACCUGGCGCUGAAGCAA